This is a messenger RNA of Cydia amplana, 2012 nucleotides long. RefSeq names its product monocarboxylate transporter 10-like. Gene Ontology annotation, cellular component: membrane. The record is from RefSeq and is a predicted model, not a curated record. Gene Ontology annotation, biological process: transmembrane transport; monocarboxylic acid transport. Gene Ontology annotation, molecular function: monocarboxylic acid transmembrane transporter activity. The transcript has a single exon. The coding region runs from base 3 to 2012 and encodes 669 amino acids. Lineage: Eukaryota; Metazoa; Arthropoda; Insecta; Lepidoptera; Tortricidae.
AAAUGCCCCAAAAACCGAUUUCACCCAAACCAUACGAUAACCGUAAGAGUGUUACUGUUGUUGCAAGCAGAGUAAGUAGACGCGGCAGUGUUGAGGGGACAGAAGAAACUGAGAUCCAGGCACAAGUUCAUGUACCCGAAGAAGGGGGUUGGGGCUGGGUGGUCGUUACAGCUGCAUUCUGUUCAACAUUUUUAAUGGAUGGCAUAUCAAUGACGUUUGGCAGUAUGCGUCCAGAUAUAACCUUCGAUCUCGGUAUUUCUGAAACGAUAACAUCGUUAAUCAACUCGAUUGCUCUGGCUUUAUAUUUAAUAGCAGGACCUUUAGUGUCUGCUUUAAUAAAUCGAUUUGGGUUUAGAGCCUGUGCUAUGACAGGUUCAAUAAUAUGUUCUCUUUCAUUAUUCACUUCUUAUUUUUUAGCCACUUAUGGACCUCUUAUUCUAUUCUAUGGCGUAUUUUUUGGCUUGGGGCUUGCUCUAAUCAAUAUGGCUACAGGUCUUGUCGUGGGCUUUUAUUUCGAAAAAAAACGGUCUUUAGCAAUAGCGAUAUCUACAUUUGGCUCCAGUGUUGGGGUUAUGGUUUGGUAUCCAAUUAACGUAAAUUUAGUUAAUGUAGCAGGUUGGCGUUCAUUGACUUUACUUCAUUCGGGGAUGUUUGGAAUUAUUUAUUUUCUUGGAAUGACUUACCGACCUUUACUCGAGUUACAUGUAGUAAAAACUGAAGUUACAGACCAGCCAACUCGUACAGUUACGUAUUUGCCAAACGUGGCAGCAGCUGCAGCAUCUCAAGGGCCUAAAUCUGACGGCACUAAACCAACAGCAGCAGAACGUCUAUUCGCUGCAGUGAAGAACGACAAUUUUCCCACAGGUGCUGCUGUGGUGAAAGACAAUGACGAACCUCAAGCUCUAUCAAGUCAGCCUGGGCCUUCUGCUGGAGCUCCACAUGUCUCCAAACUAACUAUUACUGCAAUUACACCAAAAGGUGGUAUCAGUAAACGUCAUUUACAACAAGUCAAAUCUAUCAUGUCUAAAACUAGCAUGGCGGGGGAUGCUAAACAACAGAAACUGCAAAUUGCUGUCCAAGAAGAAGAAGAACCCAAAAAAGUGAGUUGUUGGGGCCGGCUCUGUAAUUGGGAGCAACAUGUGCCCGAAUCACGGCCUAUGUACCGGGAUGACGCAUUUUAUGACGGAAAAAUUGAACAUUUGCCUGAAUACCAAAAAAGUAGGGCCGCAGUUGUGCCUGAAGAAGAAACUGGGCUCGAGUAUCAGCUAGCAGUGUCCCGUGCGGCUACUGCACAGGAUUUACAAGAGCGUCGCGGCGUAUUCACUACGGCGGUACGGAGAGUUCUUGCAACAAUGAUGGACCCCAAAUUACUAAAAUUAACAACCUUUAAAUUAUUUUGUGCUAGUGGAUUCCUUAUUUAUUUAGGUUUUUUAGUACCUUAUUCAUAUAUACAAGUCAGAAACUUACACGCUGGUAUUGAUCCAAAGCAUUGUAGCUUAUUUGUCAGUGCACUGGGGGGAUGUAAUGGUCUGGGCAGGCUCAGUUUUGGUUUUAUAGCUACUAAAAUUUGCCCAAUAAAACUAACGGCUACCGCGUUGUGUGUUGCUGGCGUGAGUACCAUAAUAUCAAAUUUUUCAUUCAACACGAUUUUUCAGUAUGCAUAUUGUGGUUUAUACGGGUUUAGUGUAGCUUGUGUGGUUAGUCUCAGGGCUUUGAUGCUUGUUAAGCUUUACGGACUAGAGAAGCUAACAAAUGCCACAGGCAUGAUAUUGCUAUUUCAAGGAAUAGGAAGCUUAAUCAGCACACCAUUAGCAGGUGCUUUGACAGAACGUUUUGGAUUCACUGUUGCAUUCUGUGUGGCUGGGCUAUUUAUUACGUUAGGUGGUCUAAUUUUGAUACCUGUGAAUUACAUAUAUUUAAAAGAAAAUCCUUUGGUACCACCGAAACCGGACAAAAAUAAAAAAAAAUCUGUAGCAUCAAACCAGCCUGUAAUCAGUAAAACUAAAAAGUAA